AUGAAUCUAUCUAUCUAUCUAUCUAUCUAUCUUAGUAUAUAUUGGUUUGUUUUUUUUUUACGUCAUAUCAACCUCAAUGGGUUAUCUAAUACUGACAAAAUUUUUAUUGCUGGUAAUAUCUAUCUAUCUAUAUCUAUCUAUCUAUCUAUCUAUCUAUUUAGUAUUAUAUUGGUUUGUUUUGUUUUACGUCAUAUCAACCUCAAUGGGUUAUCUAAUACUGACAAAAUUUUUAUUGCUGGUAAUAUCUAUCUAUCUAUCUAUCUAUCUAUCUAUCUUAUCUAUAUAUAUUGGUUUGUUUUAUCUAUCUAUGAAUAUCUAUCUAUCUAUCUUAGUAUAUAUUGGUUUGUUUUUGUUUUACGUCAUAUCAACCUCAAUGGGUUAUCUAAUACUGACAAAAAAAUUUUUUAUUAUCUGGUAUAUAUCUAUCUAUCUAUCUAUUCUAUCUAUCUUCUUAGUAUAUAUUGGUUUGUUUUGUUUUACGUCAUAUCAACCUCAAUGGGUUAUCUAAUACUGACAAAAUUUUUAUUGCUGGUAAUAUCUAUCUAUCUAUCUAUCUAUCUAUCUAUCUAUCUAUCUUAG
Messenger RNA from Acanthosepion pharaonis, 579 nucleotides. NCBI's taxonomy places the organism in Eukaryota, Metazoa, Mollusca, Cephalopoda, Sepiida, Sepiidae. The record is from the annotation of a GenBank genome assembly.